AUGGAAGAGGUUCCGGAAAUCGAUUUAGGGUUUCGAAUGUGCACUAUCUGCGGCUUGCACGGCAGUUCUGCCACAGAAGGCCUCUGCUUCAAGUGCUAUUGCUGCCGCUUCAAGGCGGAGCACGCCGGCUCGGCUUUAUCCUCCUCCUCCGCCUCCCCCUCUAUGGCGGUCGUUGAUGAUUUUUCUGAAUCCGCGGCGGCGACCGUGGUAGCGUGGCGGCGGAAGCCGAAGCAGUGUCAUAUAUGCCGGAAGAAGGUUGGCCUUCUGGGGUUCCGGUGCCGGUGCGGGGAAACCUACUGCGGUCAGCACCGCCACCCGGAAUUCCACACCUGCACCAUCGACUACAAUCUGACCGGAAGGAAGCGGAUCAAAUGUGAAAACCCCUUGCCCGACCCCCAGAAGCUGUCCACGAUUUAG
This is a messenger RNA of Zingiber officinale, 417 nucleotides long. RefSeq names its product zinc finger A20 and AN1 domain-containing stress-associated protein 4-like. The record is from RefSeq and is a predicted model, not a curated record. Gene Ontology annotation, molecular function: zinc ion binding. Bases 1 to 417 code for a protein of 138 amino acids. Lineage: Eukaryota; Viridiplantae; Streptophyta; Magnoliopsida; Zingiberales; Zingiberaceae. The transcript has a single exon.